Suricata suricatta (meerkat) is the source of this 318-nucleotide messenger RNA. RefSeq names its product prokineticin 1 (gene PROK1). The record is from RefSeq and is a predicted model, not a curated record. Lineage: Eukaryota; Metazoa; Chordata; Mammalia; Carnivora; Herpestidae. The coding region runs from base 1 to 318 and encodes 105 amino acids. The transcript has 3 exons.
AUGAAAGGGGCCAUGCGAGUCUCAGUCAUGUUCCUUCUGGUGACUGUGUCGGACUGUGCCGUGAUCACCGGGGCCUGUGAGCGGGAUGUGCAGUGUGGGGCGGGCACCUGCUGUGCCGUCAGCCUGUGGCUGCGUGGGCUCCGGAUGUGCACCCCGCUGGGGCGGGCAGGAGAGGAGUGUCACCCGGGCAGCCAUAAGGUCCCCUUCUUCAGAAAACGCCAGCACCACACCUGCCCUUGCCUGCCCAACCUACUGUGCGCUAGGUGCCCGGACGGCAGGUACCGCUGCUCCAUGGACUUGAAGAGCAUCACCUUCUAG